AUGCUGGAGAUCCUGGCGUUUGUGCUGGUGCAGGUGCCGCCCCCAGUGCCUGGAGCGCCCCGGCCCCGCUUCUCGCUCUACCUGUCAGCCCAGCUACAGUAUGGCGUGGUGUGCGUCUACAGCCGCCAGUGCCACUACCUGAUUGAAGAGAUCCAGCAGACCCUGGAGCGCCUGCAUCGCUCCCAGCAGCAGAUCCGCAUCGACAUGGUCGACCUGGAGCAGCCAGGGCUGCUGCUCCCUGACAACCUGGCAGUGAUGGAAGCCCUGGAAGAUGCGCCUGAGCCCUUCUUUGGAGUGAUGGAGCCGCCCUUGCCCAGCCCCCGCUGCAUCCCCCAGAUCCGCCAUCUCCUGGAGGCCCCAACACCCGAGCGGCCUCUCCCACAGCCGCCCUCCUCCCCACUCACAGUGUCACCUGAAGCCAUCACCCUGCGGGAGCCCGAGCCCAUCACCCUGCUGGAGAUUGAGGGUGAGCAAGAUCUGCCCGAGGUGACAGCGCGGGAACUGGCCUUACUGGCACAGCUGGAAGAUGAGGCCCUGCUGCCUCCCCCGCUCCCCGCUGAGCCCCCCAAGGAGCCCGAGGGACUUCCCCAGCCUUCCUCCCCCACCCGGUAA
This is a messenger RNA of Alligator sinensis (Chinese alligator), 612 nucleotides long. RefSeq names its product meiotic recombination protein REC8 homolog. The transcript is spliced from 8 exons. Bases 1 to 612 code for a protein of 203 amino acids. The record is from RefSeq and is a predicted model, not a curated record. Lineage: Eukaryota; Metazoa; Chordata; Crocodylia; Alligatoridae. Gene Ontology annotation, molecular function: protein binding.